CUUCUCCACAAGCUUCUGCAAUUACCGGUACCUCUGAGCCUGUGCAUAAAUGGGAAAUAGUUCCCCGGGGAGGAAAUGAGGCGAAGCCUGGCUCCUAGCCAGCUGGCCAAGAGGAAGCCUGAAGGUGAUGGCUCUGAAGAGGAUGAGGAGUGGCAUCAUGAAGCUACUCCAAAGAGGCAGAAACGUGGCAGCAAGGUUGAUAACAGAGAGUGUUAUGUGUCGCCUUUCCGAAAACCCUUGGCUCUGUUAACCAAUCAACCUCACUGUCUUGAUGGCGGCAAACAUGAGGCCUUUAUCCGCAGCAUUUUGUCAAAACCUUUCAAAGUUCCCAUUCCAAACUAUACAGGACCCCUAGGUUUCAGGGCACUGGGUAUCAAGCGUGCAGGGGUUCGGCAUGCUCUCCACGACCCUUUUGAAGAAGGCGCUCUGGUGCUAUAUGAACCUCCACUUCUGAGUGCUCAUGAUCAAUUGAAAAUAGACAAGGACAAAAUGCCUGUUCACGUUGUGGUGGAUCCUGUUCUCAGUCGUGUUUUACGACCCCACCAGAGAGAGGGGGUGAAGUUCCUGUGGGAGUGUGUGACAAGCCGUCGGAUUCCUGGUAGUCAUGGCUGCAUCAUGGCAGAUGAGAUGGGUCUGGGUAAGACCUUGCAAUGUAUCACCCUGAUGUGGACACUCUUGCGCCAAAGUCCAGAUUUCAAGCCUGAAAUUGACAAGGCAAUCGUGGUCUCGCCUUCUAGCCUGGUGAAAAACUGGUACAAUGAAGUGGGUAAAUGGCUUGGAGGAAGGAUUCAGCCACUGGCAAUUGAUGGAGGCUCCAAGGAGGUCAUAGAUAAUAAGCUAGCUGGAUUUAUGAACCAGCGAGGGCUAAGAGUCCCAUCCCCCAUCCUCAUCAUUUCUUAUGAAACAUUCCGCCUUCAUGCUGAAGUUCUCCAGAAAGGGAGCAUUGGCUUGGUCAUAUGUGAUGAGGGUCACAGGCUGAAGAACUCAGACAACCAAACAUACCAGGCUCUCAACAGCUUGAACACAGCACGGCGGGUGCUCAUCUCAGGAACCCCUAUUCAGAAUGAUCUCCUUGAAUACUUCAGUCUAGUACAUUUUGUCAACUCGGGCAUCCUAGGGACAGCUCAGGAGUUUAAAAAGCAUUUUGAAAUUCCCAUCCUGAAAGGCAGGGAUGCAGAUGCAAGUGAAGCAGGAAGGCACAAAGGAGAGGAGAGACUUAAAGAGCUGAUCAGCAUUGUCAACAGGUGUCUUAUAAGGAGGACUUCAGAUAUUCUCUCUAAAUAUCUUCCCGUGAAAAUUGAGCAGGUGGUAUGCUGCAGGCUGACUCCCCUUCAGUCCGAGCUGUACAAACGCUUUCUGAAGCAAGCAAAACCAGCAGAAGAUCUGAAAGAGGGAAAGAUAAGUGUUUCAUCUCUCUCCUCAAUCACAUCUCUGAAGAAGCUCUGCAAUCACCCAGCCCUGAUCUAUGACAAGUGUGUGGAGGAGGAGGAAGGGUUUGUGGGUGCUCUGCAGUUGUUCCCUUCUGGCUACAGUACUAAGUCUCUAGAACCUCAGUUCUCAGGAAAGAUGCUGGUUUUGGACUACAUUCUGGCAGUUACCAGGAGCACCAGUAAUGACAAAGUAGUCCUCGUGUCUAAUUACACCCAGACACUAGACCUCUUUGAGAAGCUCUGCAGAAGUAGGAGGUACUUGUAUGUCCGCCUGGAUGGCACCAUGUCUAUUAAAAAGAGAGCAAAGAUAGUGGAGCGUUUCAACAGCCUUUCUAGUCCUGAAUUCAUUUUCAUGCUGAGCAGCAAAGCUGGUGGCUGUGGCUUAAAUCUGAUUGGAGCAAACAGACUUGUGAUGUUUGAUCCAGACUGGAAUCCAGCCAAUGAUGAACAAGCCAUGGCCCGUGUGUGGAGAGAUGGCCAGAAGAAGACUUGCUAUAUCUAUCGAUUGCUCUCGACGGGGACAAUUGAAGAAAAGAUUUUCCAGCGGCAGACCCACAAGAAGGCUCUCAGCAGCUGCGUAGUAGAUGAGGAGCAGGAUGUGGAAAGACACUUCUCUCUUGGGGAACUGAAGGAGCUUUUCACACUCAAUGAGAGCACCACAAGUGAUACCCAUGACAAGAUCAAGUGUCGUCGCUGUGUGAACGGUCAUCAAGUCAGGCCCCCUCCAGAGGGGUCUGAUUGCACUUCUGAUCUAUCUCAGUGGAACCACUGUGCUGAAAAACGUGGGCUCCAGGAUGCUGUCCUCAAAGCUGCCUGGGAUGCUGCUGUCACCUUCACCUUCCAUCAUCAUUCCCAUGAGGAGCAACGGGGAAUAGCGUGACCAUUGGUCUGGACUGAUCUGAAAUUCAAGCUGCUUCUUUUAGAAAACAUAUUUGAUACAUUAGGGUACCUCUUUUCACCCCCGUUGAUGCACGAGAAGAACUUUCUUUUCUGCUUGAUAUACUGUAGGCAAUCUUUACAAAAACUGUGGGCUAAAUCUCUUGGUCACAGCGCAGACCCUAUACAGUAACACAGAACAUUGGUAAAGUAGGCUUUUGCAGAUAGCGUUUUUUUUCUUAAGAGGCACUUUUAAUAACCAUCUACUGAAUAUUUCUGGCAUGGAGGAGACAAAAGAUGGAAGUAGCCUCAUUAGUGUCAUAAGGCCCUUGGUAUCAUGAAGUAUGAGUGGGUGAGAUGGCUUUCAGUAGUAACUAUUUACCCUCAAAUCACUCCUGUUCAUGAUGCCACUUUCAGAAGGGACUAGAGAGGUGUGAACAGAUAUCACUAUCCCAUAUAAUCAAUCUGGCAAUCUGGUGUUUUUCUAACUUAUUUUGUUGGAGCAAAAAUAACCUGAUUUUAAUCUAUUAUAGGAGAAUUUUUAGAUCAAAAUCACAUUAGAUAACCCCAAAUUAAAGUCUCUGUUACAAAUGUGUUUUCUUCAAUAAAACCACAAAUAAAAACUGUUUAAAACUAGAUUAUUGCCCUAAGCAGGGUAUAUGUAUGUGGCAGGGAACAAGGUAACGUACUUAUUUGAAAUAUAAUUCUAUGUAUUUGUA
Molecule: messenger RNA, 3025 nt
Organism: Elgaria multicarinata webbii
Lineage: Eukaryota; Metazoa; Chordata; Lepidosauria; Squamata; Anguidae
Gene: RAD54L
Product: RAD54 like
Exons: 18
Coding region: 76-2310 (744 amino acids)
Biological process (GO): double-strand break repair via synthesis-dependent strand annealing; reciprocal meiotic recombination
Cellular component (GO): nucleus
Molecular function (GO): ATP binding; DNA translocase activity; ATP-dependent chromatin remodeler activity
Source: RefSeq, a predicted model, not a curated record